AAUACAAGCACCUCCGUCAUCAAAGGCUCACUCCGGCCUUCCGCAAGAUCAGGACACUAUGGCCGCUGAAGUUCAGACCCUCCCAAAGGACGUUUCGAAACUUGGUCAGGAGAUCAAGUUAUUCGGCAAGUGGGAUACCCAAGAUGUCGAGGUCAAGGAUAUAUCCUUGACUGACUACAUUCAGGUCCGACAUGCCGUUUACCUCCCGCACACAGCGGGUCGGUACGCCAAGAAGCAAUUCAAGAAAGCUCAGAUGCCAAUUGUCGAGCGUCUUGUUGACAGCUUGAUGAUGAAGGGUCGGAAUAACGGAAAGAAGUUAAUGGCCGUUCGCAUAGUCGCACAUGCUUUUGAGAUUAUUCACCUUCUUACGGACCAGAAUCCUAUUCAGGUCCUUGUUGACGCUAUCGUAAACACUGGCCCCCGAGAAGAUUCCACCCGUAUUGGUUCCCAAGGUACCGUCCGCCGUCAAGCUGUUGAUGUGUCACCCCUGCGGAGAGUGAACCAGGCAAUCGCCCUCCUCACCAUCGGUACUCGAGAGUCCGCUUUCCGGAACGUGAAAUCUAUUGCGGAGUGCCUUGCUGAUGAACUUAUCAAUGCUGCAAAGGGUUCUUCGAACUCGUACGCUAUCAAGAAAAAGGACGAACUUGAGCGUGUCGCCAAGUCCAACCGGUGAAAAGGUACACUUAUGUACGUACGAAAAACGCUGCUCUACGAUGUAUGGCCUUUUGCUAUGUACAUGCCAUUAUGGGCUUUUCGAUGACAUUUUUUUCCCCUCUGAUUGCCACGUUUGAAUUUACACAAAUCUGCUAUCUGCGUACGAAUGCACCGCUAUCUCACCUCCGAGGGACCGUACGCCUGGGGCUUUGUAGCGUAGUGCUGUAGCCGUGCCCUUCUUUGAGCAAUGCAUCCCCCUAAACACGCGU
Messenger RNA from Pisolithus orientalis, 923 nucleotides. RefSeq names its product 40S ribosomal protein S5. Gene Ontology annotation, cellular component: ribosome; cytosolic small ribosomal subunit. The record is from RefSeq and is a predicted model, not a curated record. Gene Ontology annotation, biological process: translation; ribosomal small subunit assembly. Bases 59 to 673 code for a protein of 204 amino acids. Lineage: Eukaryota; Fungi; Basidiomycota; Agaricomycetes; Boletales; Pisolithaceae. The transcript is spliced from 6 exons. Gene Ontology annotation, molecular function: structural constituent of ribosome; mRNA binding; rRNA binding.